Brassicogethes aeneus is the source of this 1694-nucleotide messenger RNA. The record is from the annotation of a GenBank genome assembly. NCBI's taxonomy places the organism in Eukaryota, Metazoa, Arthropoda, Insecta, Coleoptera, Nitidulidae.
AUGGAGGCCCCGUCGUUGUUUCAUCGUUUAUUUGCAAAUCAAAGAAUAACGAAAGAUGGAAAAAAAUUAAUUUUCGGUGAGUUGCUACGUUACACUGGGAUACGUCGGUAUAUUUUUGCUGUAUUUGAAGAGUUGCACGAACGGCCAGUUGAAACGAACGAGGCGUUGCUGUUUUUCGCGGUUAAAAUUUCGAAGCACUACGAUGAAGAACUUCUUUUUGUUAAAACGAGAUUUGGAAAGAAAUCUGAUGUUGCGAAAUUCGGACCGUGGUUUGCACCGUAUAUUCAAUACUGUAGAAUAUUGGAAGUUGUGUGUGACGCUUUGUGGCGCACUGUUUUGGAACCGGUUAGAGAAGAACAGAUGUUAAGGCUUUUCAUCGAAGAAUUAUUUAGACACGAGUUGGUCAAUCAGAAAUUGGUGGAAAAAAAUAUGAUGUGCAAUUUUGAUUUUGAUUACGUAGACUAUGAUUUUAACAUAUUGGAUCAUAAAACUAUACCGCCGGAUGAUCCUCUUUAUGAAAACAUGGUUGAAAUUUGUUUACCGACUGUAAACCCCGAAGACUUUGAGCCUAGGUUCGAGUUGGAAUUGGAACCCGUAGUGCAAGGUAAAGUUCAAAUUAAUUUAGAACCCAUGGAUAUAGACGAACCAGUUGCGGGAGAGAAUACAAUCGAGAUUAUUGUUAUUUCCAGUGGCUCUGAAACUGAGCAUUGUAAUGGCCCCACAAGUGACUAUGAGAGUGAUAGUAAGCCCAAAGUUAAAACCGAAACUCCAGUAAAAAAAAUUAAAACGUUAAAACGUAAUCGCUCUCUAAAACGCAGCAUUUACAACUCUUCAAGUGGUUCUGAUGUUGAACCUAUUGCUGAAACCAGUGCUCAAAACAGCAACAAAGGAAAAGUUCGCCCCGAGAAAAAAAAGUUCGCAAUCUGUGAAACCAAUGCACAAAACGGCAACGAAGAAGAAAUAUUUGGCGACAUGAAAACUGACUUCGCAUCCUGUGACACCGAUAGUAAUGAAGAAGAAAUAGUUGGCCUCGAGAAUGCGAACUCGUUCUUCUGUGAUACCGAUGCAAAAAAUAAUAAUGAAGAAGAAAUAGUUGGCCCCGAGAAAAACAACUUCGCAAUCUGUGAAAUCGAUGCCCAAAACAACAACGAAGAAGAAAUAGUUGGCCCCGAAAAAAACGAGUUCGCAAUCUGUGAAACCGAUGCAAAAAAUAGCGAUGAAGAAGAAAUUGUUGGCCCCGAGAAUGCGAACUCGUAUUUCUGUGAAACCGAUGCAAAAAAUAAUAAUGAAGAAGAAAUAGUUGGCCCUGAGAAAAACGAGUUCGCAAUCUGUGAAACCGAUGCAAAAAAUAGUGAUGAAGAAGAAAUAGUUGGCCCUGAGAAAAACGAGUUCGCAAUGGUUGAAACCGAUGCACAAAACAGCAACGAAGAAGAAAUAGUUGGCCCUGAGAAAAACGAGUUUACAAUCUGUGAAACCGAUGCAAAAAAGAAUAAUGAAGAAGAAAUAGUUGGCCCCGAGAAAAACGAGUUCGCAAUUGUUAAAACCGAUGCACAAAACAGCAAUGAAGUAAAAAUAGUUAGCCCUUAGAAAAAAUGAGAAUUCCAUAAAAUUGAAGCAUGUCUUUUAGCUCAUUGUAACUUAUUUGCUUUAAGUUUUAUUAUUGUUCCUAAAUAAAACGAUUGUUUAAAAACCAG